AUGAAACCCAAUAAAAAGUGUCCAAUAUCAUGAAAGAUAAUUGAGCCAUUUGUUGAAAAAAUCCAAGAUGAAAAAAAGUACGGUUUCAGAAUAAGCCAAGGGAUAGUGAAAAGACACUUCUAUGUCAAAUCAUUGACAGAACUUGAUGACUGGCUUGAUCGUCUAUCAAGAGUUGCCAUAAUGACAGAUAUCAAAAAUGAUUUUGACUUCAAAUCAUUACUGGGCACAGGGAGCUAUUCUUAUGUAUAUCUGGCAACUGAUCUUGAAAAUGGUCAAGAAUAUGCCAUAAAGUGCAUUCCUAAGUACCAAUUGCAGUCGAUUGAACACUUUUCAGCCUUAAUAAAUGAGAUAGAAAUCAUGAAAAGUCUUGAUCAUCCUAGGAUCAUAAAAAUUCAUAAAAUAUAUGAGAGCCCUCAUCAUGUACAUUUAGUCCUUGACUAUGCUCAAGGGGGUGAUUUAUUUCAAAGAAUUGGAACAAAUGGUCCUAUUACGGAGAAAAAGGCCAUAAUUCUUAUAAAAAACCUACUAAAUGUCAUAGAAUACUUAAAUUCUAAAAAUAUUGUGCACCGGGAUAUUAAGUUGCAAAACAUUUUUAUGGUUUCCAAAAAUAAUGACACUGAAAUCAAACUCGGCGAUUUUGGACUUUCAUGCAUAAAUACAGAAAAAUUAACUCAAAUAUGUGGCUCUCCUGGAUUUACAGCUCCAGAAAUAUUAAAAAGAGACAUCUAUGGAAGCAAAGUUGAUGUUUUUAGCGUUGGGAUAGUCUUAUUUAUGCUGCUUACGGGCAAAACCCCAUGGUCUGCAAAAAAUAAAAAAGAGCUAGUUCUGCAGAAUCGUGAUUGUAAAGUUCCUUUUGCUGAAGCACUUUCACAUAAAUAAAAAGGCGACGUCACCGAUCUGUCCCUCAGACAUUUUUGAGCUUGGGGACCUUGCUGUGACCUGAAGCCAAACCGAACAGAAACGGAGUCUGCAUUUGUGUUCGGUUGGGUUUUUUUGCCUACUCGUCCAGAAAUGAAGACUUUGUGCCUUCCUGAUAGACAAUUUGGGAAAAAUGAUUUUUUACCCCUAGAGACUACUUCGUGGAAAUGUUGGCAUAGCCAGCGAGGCUCGCUAGCAGCUGAACCAGUCUUCUAUGAAGACUCGUCUCGGGUGAGACGUAAAAAAGGAAGAGCCAAUCUAUAAUUAAUGCUGAUGUAAAUUCUGAAGCACUUUCAAGCCAAAACUCAAGAGAAAUGAUAAAGUUGGUUAAAAAGCUAAUGAUGCCAAAUCCAAACUCAAGACCAAGUGCUUCUCAGAUUCUUACUCCCCCAUCCAUCCGUGCGCGAACAAAAAAAUUUUGUUCACUCAUGAAGGGGAGUUAAUUUUUUUUUUUAAAAAAUUUAUAUAUAAAUUUUAUUGUCAAUUUUUUUUCCUUACUCCCCCCCCCCCCCUCCGUGAGCGAACAAAAAAUUUUGUUCGCUCACGGAGGGGGGUUAAUUUUUUUUUUUAAAAAAAAUUUAUAUAUAAAUUUUAUAAAAAAUAUUUUUUUCGAAAUUUAAAAAAAUCCUAAUUUGCAAAAAUUGGGAAGCAAAUAUUAAUUUAAUUUGCAAAAUUUAUGUUUUAAAACGCAAAUUUGUUUAAAAUUAAACAGAAUUAGCUCUAGAUUUCAUUAUACUAAUUAUCACUUAUAUAUCAAAAUUUUUUCCAUUAAAAUUUUUUCUAUUAAAAAAAUUUUUUGUUCACUCACGGAGGGUGGGUUUUUGGUCAAAAAAUGGCGAUUUUUCUAAUGGUUUUGUUCGCUCACGGAGGGGGGGGGGGGGAGUUAAUUAAUUGCUUAUUAAAAAUUUUUGUUCGCUCGGAGGGUGAAUUUUUGGGGCAAAAAUUAGGGAUUUUUCUAAUGGUUUUGUUCGCUCACAGAGGGGAGGAGUUAGAAGCAGAUACUUACGUGAAGCAGAAGAUUCAAUUCGGCCAAGAAGAAGAUCUCAAUCAGUCUGUGGAAGCAUUUUAUAUGAAAAAAAUAAUGAUCAAGGAAAUAAAGAUAAUAAUCAGAGAGAGAUUAAGAUUAGAAAGGGUUAAAACGGGGUUUAUUUCAACCCCUGAUCCAUUCGAGCUUCAGCUUCACGUUCAUGUGGCGCUAAGCAAUAAAACCACUUAACGCCCUUUUCUGAUGACGUCGGCAUUUUCGGGGAGACUCACCCUAACCUACUGGAACAAAAAAAUUCAGCAAAGGACUCUCUUAACUCCUGGUAGUGCUCAGGGUAUGAGGGAGUCGUCCGAUGCCUCCUUCUGGAACUACCUCUGCCAUUUCAGGCAACAUAAUGCUCCUCCAGAAAUCCUCGAUUGGUAUUGCGCCACUAGUCUUCUUGUCUAUGGGUCGAGGGGGAGGCCCAGUUAGCCCAGACCGCACCCAUCUCGGAAUUCUGCGACCUGACCCCGUGGCCUUUCUAUCAGUUUUUUAUUUUUCUGGCAAAAAUUUUGAGUUCAUCCUGUCGCUCCAAAAGCCAUCUUGUGGCCAUGUUUGAGUAAAUUUAGAUAAUAAUGAAGAAUCUAAAUUUGUAGAAAAUAAUCAAAAAGGAGCUACAGAUCGGCAUGCUAAAUUUGAAAGCGUUUUAAGGCUACUUUAUGAAUCCAAGCGUUGGGAAACUGAAAGUAAAAAUUGCUGAGGUUUGUAA
Messenger RNA from Blepharisma stoltei, 2651 nucleotides. The record is from the annotation of a GenBank genome assembly. NCBI's taxonomy places the organism in Eukaryota, Ciliophora, Heterotrichea, Heterotrichida, Blepharismidae.